This is a messenger RNA of Anoplopoma fimbria (sablefish), 2464 nucleotides long. Its product is annotated as probable ATP-dependent RNA helicase DDX5. The record is from RefSeq and is a predicted model, not a curated record. Gene Ontology annotation, biological process: alternative mRNA splicing, via spliceosome. Gene Ontology annotation, cellular component: cytoplasm; nucleus; ribonucleoprotein complex. The transcript has 13 exons. Gene Ontology annotation, molecular function: RNA binding; ATP binding; RNA helicase activity. Bases 129 to 2063 code for a protein of 644 amino acids. NCBI's taxonomy places the organism in Eukaryota, Metazoa, Chordata, Actinopteri, Perciformes, Anoplopomatidae.
UCUGACCUCACAUCCGUCUCUCCAGAUAGGUUUUUGUCUGCCGGCAUUUUCUUUUUGUUUUGCCUGUGCCGACUAUAGCUCUUGGAUUCAUCUUCUUUGUUGUCGACCGGGUUUUUUUUUGCUGCACAAUGCCUGGAUUUUCAGACCGAGAUCGCGGCAGAGAUAGAGGGUAUGGUGGAGGACCUCCUCGUUUUGGUGGUGGUGGUGGUGGAGGAGGUGGUGGUGGUGGUGGAGGAGGUAAUAGGAGCGGACCUCCUCCAGGAAAGUUUGGCAACCCUGGUGAGAGGCUACGAAAGAAGCACUGGAACCUCGACGAGCUUCCUAAGUUUCAAAAGAACUUCUACCAGGAACAUCCAGAUGCAACUCGCAGACCACCUCAAGAGGUUGAACAGUACAGAAGAAGCAAAGAAGUUACGGUCAAGGGCAGAGAUUGCCCCAAACCAAUUAUAAAAUUCCACGAAGCUGCAUUUCCAAGCUACGUCAUGGAAGUAAUUGCCAAACAGAAUUGGACCGAUCCAACUCCAAUUCAGUCUCAGGGGUGGCCAGUUGCCCUGAGUGGCAAAGACAUGGUUGGCAUCGCUCAAACUGGUUCUGGGAAAACCCUUGCAUACCUUCUGCCUGCAAUUGUGCACAUCCAACAUCAGCCAUUCUUGGAGCACGGAGAUGGGCCUAUUUGCUUGGUGCUGGCGCCAACCCGUGAGCUGGCUCAGCAGGUGCAACAAGUGGCUGCUGAAUACGGCCGGGCCUCCCGUCUCAAGAGCACCUGCAUCUACGGUGGGGCCCCCAAAGGACCCCAAAUCAGGGACCUUGAGAGAGGUGUUGAGAUUUGCAUCGCUACCCCAGGUCGUCUCAUUGACUUCCUUGAGUGUGGUAAGACUAAUUUGCGUCGUUGCACCUAUCUGGUGCUGGAUGAAGCAGACCGCAUGCUGGACAUGGGAUUUGAACCUCAGAUCCGCAAGAUAGUGGAACAAAUUCGGCCAGACCGUCAGACCCUGAUGUGGAGCGCCACCUGGCCUAAGGAAGUCCGCCAGCUGGCUGAGGACUUCCUAAAGGACUACGUCCAGAUCAACAUCGGCGCACUGCAGCUCAGUGCCAACCACAACAUCCUGCAGAUAGUUGAUGUUUGCAAUGACAUGGAGAAGGAGGACAAACUGAUCCGUUUGCUGGAGGAGAUUAUGAGUGAAAAGGAGAACAAGACCAUUAUUUUUGUGGAGACCAAAAGGCGUUGUGACGAGAUCACCAGGAGGAUGAGAAGAGAUGGGUGGCCAGCAAUGGGAAUUCAUGGAGACAAGAGCCAGCAAGAGAGGGACUGGGUCCUUAACGAGUUCAGAUAUGGCAAAGCUCCAAUCCUCAUCGCUACAGAUGUGGCCUCCCGUGGCUUGGAUGUGGAGGAUGUGAAAUUUGUCAUCAAUUAUGACUACCCUAACUCCUCCGAGGAUUAUAUCCAUCGCAUUGGACGCACUGCCCGAAGUCAAAAAACGGGCACAGCCUACACCUUCUUCACCCCCAACAACAUGAAACAGGCCAGUGACCUGAUCUCUGUGCUCCGCGAGGCCAAUCAGGCCAUUAACCCCAAGCUGAUCCAGAUGGCAGAGGACAGAGGAGGUCGUGGAAGAGGGGGAAGAGGUGGCUACAAGGAUGACCGUCGGGAUAGGUAUUCUGGGGGUGGGAGGAGCAGCUUUGGCGGUAGUAGCUACAGGGACAGGGACGGUGAUAGAGGGUUUGGCGCAGGGCCGAAGAGUGCCUUUGGUGGCAAUAAGGCUCAAAACGGUGGCAGCUAUGGAGGUAACAGUGGGAACUCUAGUGGUAGCUAUGGCAACAACAAUUAUAGCAACAGCAACGGACAGGGUAAUUUCGGUGCUCCGGCGAAUCAGGUGGGUGCUUUUGGUAACCAAAGCUUCCAGGGGCCCCAUCAGUUUGGGGCCAUGCAGAGGGCCGGUCAGAAUGGCAUGAACCACCCACCAUUCCAAUUCAACUCUCAGCCACCACCUCCACAGGCCCAACAGCCACCACCUCCACCACCAAUGGUGCCCUACCCCAUGCCACCACCUUUCCCACAGUAGAUAUGAUAUACGCACAAUAUAUGGAACCAACGUGAUUUUGGUUUAGUCUUGAAAUCUUUCAGUAUGAUUAUUAUUAUUAUUAUUAUUAUUAUUAUUAUUAUUAUUAUUAUUAUUAUUAUUAUUAUCAUCCUUUGUACUGUUUAACUUUGUUUUGCUUACAGCAGGGUUGGAAUUAUUCAGUACACCCAGAGCAUUAACUGGAGUCAUAGACACGUCUCCUAGUGCAAUUAUGAUUGCAGCACUUUUUCCUUGACUGUUUUUUUUGUUGUUACAUUCCUCAGUAAUUUAUUUUUACUAGGUAAUGAAGUGUUUUUUCAGUUUGUGGUAUGUUUUAAAGUGAUGUUAUGAGUCAUAUAAAAAGGGUGCGUGUGACCCUUUUAAAUAAAAAUAAGAAAAUCGGA